This is a messenger RNA of Daphnia pulex (common water flea), 314 nucleotides long. Its product is annotated as probable ATP-dependent RNA helicase DDX23. Lineage: Eukaryota; Metazoa; Arthropoda; Branchiopoda; Diplostraca; Daphniidae. The transcript has 2 exons. The record is from RefSeq and is a predicted model, not a curated record. Bases 1 to 270 code for a protein of 89 amino acids.
AUGGUGGAAGAGAAUGCCAAGCGCAACAAGUUGAUGGAAAUUCUGCGCCUUGGAAAACUCGAGCCUCCCAUCAUCAUUUUCGUCAACCAAAAGCAGGGAGCAGACGUACUGGCCAAGCGCCUGGAGAAAUUUUGGUUCAAUGCUUGUAUUCUGCACGGUGGUAAGGGUCAGGAGCACCGUGAAUUCGCCCUCUCCAACUUGAAGUACAAUCCGGUUGCAGGUUCUAGAAAGACAUCUAGUGUUCACGGUUUCAAUCCCUUCCUCAAAUAGUGAAAGUCGCUUUAAAUAUAUAGUUCACUUAAUUAUCAUGUAUU